AUGGAUGACAAGAUCUCGCCCGCCGGCGCGCCUGGCGCCCACGACCACGAAAAACAGCAAAUCGAAAACGUCGAGUACACAAACAACGAGGCGUAUGUCGAAGCACCUCCCGUCACAGGCCUUGCUGCCGUGGCCGCGGCCCAUGGCUUCCAGAUCCCGAACAUGGAUCCCGCCCGCCGUGUCGCCGUGGAAAAGAGCCUUAAGCGCAAGCUCGACGGCCGCUGCUCGCUCUUUAUCGCCAUCUACGUUAUGAACUACCUUGACAGGAAUAAUUUGGGCGCCGCGCGCCUCAAAGGCCUGCAGGACGACCUGCAUCUCGACGACACGCAGUACGCCACGUGCCUCAGUAUUCUGUACGUGGGCUACAUUCUUAUGCAGGUGCCUUCCAACAUGUUCAUCAACCGCAUCUCGCGCCCCUCGUUGUACAUUUCCUGUGCCAUGCUCCUCUGGGGCAUCAUUUCGACACUCUCUGGGAACGCCAAGGACUUUGGUAGCAUGAUCGCUAUCCGCUUUCUACUUGGAUUUGUUGAGGCCGCCUUUCUCCCCGGCGCGCUGCUCAUCCUUUCAAAAUGGUACACUCGCCGCGAGCUCACCAAGCGUAACGCUUUACUCUUCUGCGGCAACCUUAUCUCCAAUGCAUUUUCCUCACUUGUGGGCGCCGGUGUGCUGUCCAACAUGAACGGCGUCCUGGGCCAUGCUGCAUGGCGCUGGCUCUUCUGGAUUGAAGGCGCGGCCACUUGCGUAAUUGCCAUUGCGGCCGCGUUUAUCCUGCCAGACUUGCCGCACAACUCGCGCGGUUUUACGGAAGAGGAGCGUCAAGUGGCACAGCUGCGCAUCCUCGAGGAUGUUGGCGAACUCGACACCGAUGCCAACCAAGGUCCUGCGGAGGGCCUCAAGAUGGCCCUCAAGGACGUCAAAAUUUACGUCAUGAUGUUUACCUUUACCGCCUACGUGGUCGGUCUGUCUUUUAACGCAUUUUUCCCCAGUUUGACCCAGACGCUCGGCUUCAGCUACGUUCCUACACUGCUAAUGAGUGCUCCUCCAUGGGUCUUCGCCUGCAUUGUCUCGUACUUUGUCGCUUGGAACUCGGAUCGCACACAAGAACGAUUUUGGCACAUUGUCGUUCCCAUGCUUAUCGGCAUCGUCGGCUUUGUCAUCUGCAUGUCUACUCCCAGCGUCCCCGCCCGCUACGUCGCUCUCUUCCUGCAGACAAGCUCCUACGCCGGAUACAUUGUCUUCUAUUCCUGGAUUGCCUCCUCCUUCCCUCGACCGCCCGCCAAGCGCGCCGUUGCAAUUGCCAUCAUCAAUGCCUUUGCCCAGCUCGGCAACAUCGCCGGCUCCUACGUCUGGGAUCUCAAGGAGGACGGCUACCGCAAGAGCUAUGCCAUUGUCCUCAGCAUGUUUGCCGUCACCAUCUUUGGCUGUUGGGUUGUACGGGUUAUGCUCAUUAGCCUCAACAAGCAGCUCGAGAAGAGCGAAGCCGCGUUGGACGAGGUCGACGCUGCGUCUACGGCGGGUGCGGCGGGCGCCGUGCAAAUCCUCAACAGCCCCGACGAGGCUCUCCAGAUGCGCAAGGGCUUCCGCUACCUAGUUUAA
Akanthomyces muscarius is the source of this 1596-nucleotide messenger RNA. RefSeq lists its product as uncharacterized. The record is from RefSeq and is a predicted model, not a curated record. Gene Ontology annotation, molecular function: transmembrane transporter activity. Gene Ontology annotation, cellular component: membrane. Lineage: Eukaryota; Fungi; Ascomycota; Sordariomycetes; Hypocreales; Cordycipitaceae. Bases 1 to 1596 code for a protein of 531 amino acids. Gene Ontology annotation, biological process: transmembrane transport. The transcript has 3 exons.